GACAAAUGACAACUCUCUAAUGCCUCACCUGUUGUUUCUUAACUAUAAUGCCACACUGUCAUUUUCGAUGAUAAAUAAAGAAAAGUAUUCUAAAAAAAAAAAAAUAAUUUUUAUAAAUUAAUUAAAAAUACGAAUUACUUCUAAAGUUAUUAUCAUCCAAAGUUGCUAUAAACAAUAAUGCCGAGAUGUCCACUUCGGCAAUAAAUAUUCUCGAUGUAAAGGGAAAAGUUCUUAUUUCAAGAAAUUAUCGCGGUGACAUUGAAUCGGGUUUAAUUGAUAAAUUUAUGCCAUUGGUAUUGGAACGUGAAGAAGAGGGUAAUUUAACGCCAAUAAUACAAACAGAUGAUUGCACAUAUUCCUAUAUAAAAUACAAUAAUCUUUAUAUUGUAUCGACAACAAAAAAAAAUGCCAACAUAUCAUUGGUAUUUGUAUUUUUACAUAAAAUAGUACAAGUAAUGAGUGAAUAUUUUAAAGAAUUAGAAGAGGAAAGUAUUAGGGAUAAUUUUAUAGUUAUUUAUGAAUUACUUGAUGAAUUACUUGAUUUUGGUUAUCCACAAACAACAGAUAGUAAAAUACUUCAGGAAUAUAUAACACAAGAGGGACAUAAAUUAGAGAUACAACCACGUAUACCAAUGGCAGUUACAAAUGCAGUAUCAUGGCGUUCUGAGGGUAUAAAAUAUCGUAAAAAUGAAGUAUUUUUAGAUGUAAUUGAAUCAGUGAAUUUAUUAGCAAAUGCAAAUGGAAAUGUAUUAAGUUCAGAAAUUGUUGGUGCAAUUAAAAUGCGUGUCUAUCUAUCUGGUAUGCCUGAAUUACGUUUGGGAUUAAAUGAUAAAGUAUUAUUUGAAUCAACAGGACGUGGUAAAUCAAAAUCAGUUGAACUUGAAGAUGUUAAAUUUCAUCAAUGUGUACGUUUAUCAAGAUUUGAAAAUGAUCGAACAAUAUCAUUUAUACCGCCUGAUGGUGAUUUUGAAUUAAUGUCAUAUCGUUUAAAUACCCAUGUGAAACCAUUAAUUUGGAUUGAAUCAUUAAUUGAAAGACAUGCACAUAGUCGCGUUGAAUAUAUGAUAAAAGCACGUUCACAAUUUAAAAGACGUUCAACUGCUAAUAAUGUGGAAAUUGUUAUACCAGUGCCAAAUGAUGCUGAUUCACCAAAAUUUAAAACAACAAUUGGUAAUGUUAAAUAUUCACCUGAACAAAGUGCAAUAACAUGGACAAUUAAAUCAUUUCCGGGUGGUAAGGAAUUUUUAAUGAGAGCACACUUUGGUUUACCAUCGGUUGUCAGUGAAGAUGUUGAGGGUAAACCACCAAUACAAGUGAAAUUUGAAAUACCAUAUUUUACAACAUCAGGUAUUCAAGUUAGAUAUUUGAAAAUUAUUGAAAAAAGCGGUUAUCAAGCAUUACCCUGGGUACGUUAUAUUACACAAAAUGGUGACUAUCAACUGAGAACAAAUUAAAAUUAAAAAAAAAAUUCUUACAGCCAUUCCAUAUUUAAAAUUUGGAAUUUUUUUCAACUUUUCAAAUUUUUUUUU
Messenger RNA from Leptopilina boulardi, 1529 nucleotides. Its product is annotated as AP-1 complex subunit mu-1-like. Gene Ontology annotation, molecular function: clathrin-cargo adaptor activity. Gene Ontology annotation, biological process: vesicle-mediated transport; intracellular protein transport. NCBI's taxonomy places the organism in Eukaryota, Metazoa, Arthropoda, Insecta, Hymenoptera, Figitidae. Bases 186 to 1454 code for a protein of 422 amino acids. The transcript is spliced from 2 exons. Gene Ontology annotation, cellular component: clathrin adaptor complex; clathrin-coated vesicle. The record is from RefSeq and is a predicted model, not a curated record.